GAACGAAGGAAAGAAUAAUACGAGUGUGAAUUUGUUGGGGGUGGGGGUGAGACCUCCCAUGGACUGCCUGACUGAGUAGAUAGUGCAAUAGUGAUUGGCAGCACAGAGAUAGAAGCGACAAGCCGCCACAGCGGGAGGAAAGCCUGUCUGUAUCUGGGUGGAUCUAGCGGCAGGAGAGCUGGGUGGCUGCCCCCUCUAGUGGGAGGAGAGCUCUGACAAGGAGUUUACAUGGGACACCAAAGUGAGUGGAAGUUGCUCUCUUCCCAGCUGUUGCAGGGCAGUGUGCGAUAUUGACAUGCAGAGCUGUACCCGCCUUUAUCUGCCUCUCCAGAUAGAAGCACCCACCACUUCGCCAUCCCAUCAGCACCCCCUCAGCCCCGUGGAUUCUUCCUGCCCAGUGCGACUUGUGACCAUCGGAGCCGGUUUAUUGAAGUGAGCAUGGGGGAACCCUGCACUUCGCUGCUGUAUCAUCCCUUGUGAGAAAGCGCAGGCAGUUCCCCAGUCACACAGACAGUCACUGCCGGCAGCAGCCUACUCACUUCUUUGCACUUGCUCAAUGUGGAAGAGCUGAACUAGGGGGACUUUAUGGGAAAAACAAUGUGGGCUAGGGCAGUGUUCCUCUGCUUCUCGGUGGGCACGUUACUGUGGCAGGAGGUCCUGACUAGGAGAAUCCCAGUGGACACCGGUCAGUGUGGGCUGCCCAAAUCGCAAGAAGAUCUGAAUUCCUUUCUUUGGACCGUAAGGAGGCAUCCACCUGCCUAUCUCUUUGGAACCAUACAUGUGCCUUAUACAAGAGUUUGGGAUUUCAUACCCCAAAACUCCAAAAAGGCGUUUCAUGACAGCAACAGUGUAUACUUUGAAUUGGACCUCACUGACCCAUACACUAUUUCAGCUUUGGCAAACUGUCAGAUGCUUCCACAGGGGGAAAACCUACAGGAUGUGCUGCCCAGGGAUCUGUACAGGAGACUAAAGAGGCACUUGGAGUAUGUUAAGCACAUGAUGCCUCACUGGAUGACCCCAGACCAGAGGGGAAAGGGCCUUUAUGCUGAUUACCUCUUUAAUGCCAUUGCUGGGAACUGGGAGAGAAAGAGACCUGUGUGGGUGAUGCUGAUGGUAAAUUCUUUAACAGAAGCUGAUAUCAGGUCUAGAGGUGUCCCAGUCUUGGAUCUGUAUUUAGCACAGGAAGCUGAUCGAAUGAAGAAGAAAACCGGGGCUGUUGAGAGGGUAGAAGAACAGUGUCAUCCUCUCAAUAGGUUAAACCUUUCCCAGGUUUUGUUUGCCCUAAAUCAAACAUUGUUGCAGCAUGAAAGUCUACGUGCAGGAAGUUUCCAAGCUCCAUAUACUACAGAGGAUCUUAUCAAACAUUACAACUGUGGGGACCUCAAUGCUGUGAUAUUUAGCCAUGAUUCUUCCCAGCUCCCAAAUUUUAUCAACGUCACUCUUCCCCCUCAUGAACAAGUAACCGCACAAGAGAUUGAUAUCUACUUUAGGCAAGAACUGAUCUACAAGAGGAAUGAGAGGAUGGCAAGGAGAGUGAUUGCACUUCUUAAGGAGAACAAGGACAAAAGUUUCUUCUUUGCUUUUGGUGCAGGCCACUUUCUUGGAAAUAACACAGUCAUUGAUGUUCUGAGACAAAAUGGAUAUGAGGUUGAGCACACUCCAGCGGGACAGACAUUUACUGCAGCAAAACCCAAAACAAACCCAACCUCGGAUGACUCCAUGGCAACCGAUUCUCCAGCAAUGAAAUAUUUUGAUCACGUCCCUGCGACAGCUUCCUACUUUGGCGAGUCGGAUGAGGAGAUGCUGCCCCCCCACCUCCUGUUGCCAGACAGUAUUAGUCAGCUGGAAGAGUUUGGAAAGCAGAAUAGUUGGCAUCGGAAGCAUUACAGGAAUCAGAGACCAAGGCAGUUCAAUGACCUUUGGGUUCGUUUAGAUGAUAGUACAACAACAUUGCCUUCAAACACUAGGAACACCAACGGAGAACAGUCUGCAGAGUCACUGGUUUGGCUGCCUGAGCAGGAUCAUCACAAUUACCUGGAUGUUAAACUGUCCCAUUCACAGAGCAAUUCAUCUCCCAAGUGCCUAUCAGCAAGCCCUGCCUUCCUCUAUACGUUAGUAACUUUGUGCCUUAUAACAACAAUGAGAACACGAUCAUGACAAUGUUCUUAGCAAGAGCAGCAAUAACAACAAAGCUUAUAAGCUAUCAAAUAUAUUUCUUUAACGAAGAGGUAUAGAUGGAAAUAUUUGUGCUGUAUAGCCAUCAAUUCAAACCCCAGCAUUUUCAGUGGCACUUUUAUCAGUGAAGAAGAGGAUUCAUCUUUCACAUAAGAAAAGCAUUACUUAUUUUAGACCCAUUUAGUUCUACCUUCCAACGCCAUAUAACGUGCUGUUGGUUUGUUUAUACCAGUUCAUUGUCGGUCAGUUUGAUACCCUUGUUAGUGUCUCCUGAGGGCACCAGUAAUAUACCUGACAAGUGAUGAGCAAAUCUGUCCCUUCUCCUGCGACUGCCCACACCCUUUUUUGACAUGACCGCAAAUUUUUGGACGC
Messenger RNA from Xenopus tropicalis (tropical clawed frog), 2547 nucleotides. It is a transcript of the gene trabd2b, whose product is annotated as Trab domain containing 2B. Gene Ontology annotation, cellular component: membrane raft; plasma membrane. Gene Ontology annotation, molecular function: endopeptidase activity. The transcript has 7 exons. Gene Ontology annotation, biological process: negative regulation of Wnt signaling pathway. The record is from RefSeq and is a predicted model, not a curated record. The coding region runs from base 586 to 2157 and encodes 523 amino acids. NCBI's taxonomy places the organism in Eukaryota, Metazoa, Chordata, Amphibia, Anura, Pipidae.